AUGGCGCCUACUGAUGAAGCUCCUCGGAGUCGGAAGGCUGUCGAUAGGAACCCACGGAAACUCAAACAGACACGAAUCGAAACGGAAUUGACAACAAUCAACCAACAAGUGGAAGCACUCGACCCCAAAAUCCGCUUAGAAUCUUUUUCGCAACUCCCUCUCUCUGAACCUACUGCCUCCGGUCUUGCGGCAGUCCAUUUUAAGAGCCUGACUGACAUUCAGUCUCGAGCGAUUCCUUAUGCACUCAAAGGACGGGAUAUUCUGGGUGCUGCCAAAACCGGUAGCGGGAAAACCUUGGCGUUUUUGGUUCCUGUGUUAGAGAACUUGUACCGAAAGAAAUGGGCUGAGUACGACGGUUUAGGGGCACUCAUUCUGUCCCCUACCCGAGAGCUUGCUAUUCAAAUAUUUGAAGUGUUGCGCAAAGUUGGCAGGAAUCAUUCAUUUUCUGCGGGGUUGGUUAUUGGAGGAAAGAGUCUGAAGGAGGAACAAGAACGCCUUGGACGGAUGAAUAUUCUUGUGUGCACUCCUGGCAGAAUGCUCCAGCAUUUGGACCAAACGGCAGAACUUGAUGUGUACAAUUUGCAAAUGCUAGUACUUGAUGAGGCGGAUCGAAUUAUGGACAUGGGAUUUCAGCAGACCGUUGACGCGAUUGUCGAGCAUUUACCGAAGACACGCCAAACAUUACUAUUCAGUGCAACCCAAACGAAAAAGGUUUCUGAUUUGGCACGGCUGAGCCUUCAAGACCCGGAGUACGUUGCGGUACACGAGACUGCAUCUAGCGCAACCCCGUCGACCCUCCAGCAGCAUUAUAUUGUGACACCUUUGCACGAGAAACUUGAUACACUAUACAGCUUUAUUCGCAGCAAUCUGAAAUCCAAGACAAUGGUGUUUUUGUCAUCCGGAAAACAGGUCCGCUUCGUAUACGAGUCAUUACGCCAUCUUCAGCCUGGUAUUCCACUGCUGCAUCUCCACGGACGUCAGAAACAAGGUGGACGGCUGGACAUCACAACUCGGUUUACUGAGACCAAACAUGCCGUUCUGUUCUCGACAGACGUAGCGGCAAGGGGCUUGGAUUUUCCGGCUGUUGACUGGGUCAUUCAAAUGGACUGCCCUGAAGAUGCCGAUACCUACAUUCACCGAGUUGGACGGACAGCCCGCUAUGAGCGAGACGGACGUGCCGUUUUAUUCCUUGACCCCAGCGAGGAGGCUGGCAUGCUUAAGUGUCUAGAGCAAAAGAAGGUUCCUAUUGAACAAAUCAAUGUGCGGGCAAAAAAGCAACAGAGCGUUAAGGACCAAUUACAAAACAUGUGCUUCAAAGACCCGGAACUUAAAUAUCUAGGGCAAAAGGCAUUCAUAUCGUACGUCAAGUCUGUCUAUAUACAAAAGAAUAAGGACAUCUUCAAUGUCAAGAACCUGGCUCUUGACGAAUACGCCGCCAGUCUCGGACUUCCUGGAGCUCCACGUAUCAAGUUCAUCAAAGGAGAAGACAGCAAGAUACAAAAGAAUCAACCCCGUGCUCUACGCUAUACAUCGUCAAGCGACGAGGAAUCUGACCAAGAAGAUGGCACCAAGAAAAACAAAAAGAAGGAUGGUGUUCGUACGAAAUACGACCGUAUGUUUGAACGACGCAACCAGGAUGUUUUGGCCGAUCAUUACGCGAAACUCAUCAAUGAUGAUGGUACCAUGAUAGACCAAUCCAAAUCCAUCCAAGGCGAUGCAGACGAAGACGAUGACUUUCUCACCGUCAAGCGUCGCUUCGAAGCUGGCGACAGGGCCCUUGGAGAUGACGGCGAUGGCGAGUCUGAUUCUUCCUCAGCUUCGGCUUCCAAGAAACCAGAAGCCACCAUGAGAAAAGAUGUCAGAGUUGUCAAAAUCUCCGAUGCGUCUGAGCCACUUGUCAUCGACUCUAAACGGCGUGAAAAGCUUCUCAAGUCCAAGAAAAAGCUACUCAAGUACAAAGGACAUGGCACAAAACUCCUGUUUGAUGAAGAAGGCAACGCGCAUAAUGCGUAUGAGCUGGAAGAUGAAGACAAGUUCCGUGCGGGUGGUGACGCUGAUACUCAGCGGGCCAAGUUCUUGGAUGCGGAAGCAGAGAAGACUCGAGCGGCUGAUAUCGAGGACAAGGAGGUCGCUAAGCAGAAGAAAAGAGAGAAGAAAGAGAAGCGUAAAGCGAGAGAGCGUGAACUGGCAAUGGAGGACGAAGAAUCAGGAGACGGCGGUGUUGCCGUGUUGGCGCCGUAUGAAGGCGAUCAGGCUGGUGAUAUGUCCAUGUCAGAUUACGACGAAAACCAGCGAGAAUCCUCGCCCCGAGAAAACAAGAAGAAGCGAACACAAGGUCGCUCGUUUUCUGACAGCGAUAGCGAUGUUGAUGACAAGUCUCGUAAAACAAAACGUUCUAAGCGUUCCUACAAGACGAAAUCGACUUCUGAUGAACCUGUCGAGGUUAAUACUCUGGAGGAUUUGGAAGCAUUGGCAACUGGUUUACUCGGCUGA
Molecule: messenger RNA, 2493 nt
Organism: Talaromyces proteolyticus
Lineage: Eukaryota; Fungi; Ascomycota; Eurotiomycetes; Eurotiales; Trichocomaceae
Product: putative DEAD box RNA helicase
Exons: 1
Coding region: 1-2493 (830 amino acids)
Biological process (GO): rRNA processing
Cellular component (GO): nucleus
Molecular function (GO): RNA helicase activity; nucleic acid binding; ATP binding
Source: RefSeq, a predicted model, not a curated record